Messenger RNA from Lactuca saligna, 1139 nucleotides. NCBI's taxonomy places the organism in Eukaryota, Viridiplantae, Streptophyta, Magnoliopsida, Asterales, Asteraceae. The record is from the annotation of a GenBank genome assembly.
GAGCAUUAUGUUAUUGAAUUAUGCUAUUGAAGAAGUCGGUAUCAAGAAUCAAAGGCGUUAGUUUGGAGGGUCGAAAACUGAUCGAAGAAAACUGCAAAAGUCCAUAUUUUUAUAGUCAAGUCAACUCCCAUUAUAAGUUAAAACCAGUUGUCCAUCAUCGUUUGCACAAUUAAUAGUCUUGUUUAAUAUUUCUCCUUCUCAAUCAAUCAAUGGCGUCUCGAAGUUUCAUCUUAUGGCUACAUGGUCUAGGUGACUCUGGUCCAGCCAAUGAACCCAUCAUCAAGACCUUCUUCACUUCGCCUCACUUCGCUAACACUCGUUGGUCUUUCCCUUCUGCUCCACCUCAACCUGUUACCUGUAACCGUGGUUUUGUGAUGCCUUCAUGGUUUGACAUUCAGGAGAUGCCAAUAACAGCUAAUUCCCUUAGGGAUGAAAGUUCCUUGCUUAAAGCAGUUCAAAAUGUGCAUUCAGUGAUUGACAAGGAGAUAGCUACUGGAGUUGACCCUAAGAAUGUGUUUAUUUGCGGAUUGAGUCAAGGAGGUGCGUUGACCUUGGGUAGUGUUGUUUUAUAUCCAAAAACUCUUGGUGGGGGUGUAGUCUUGAGCGGAUGGGUUCCUUUCAGUUCAAAUACUUGUUUAAUACAACAGAUCACACCGGAGGCAAAAAGGACUCCGAUAUUGUGGUCUCAUGGUAUGGCUGACAUGACAGUGUUGUUUGAAGCUGGACAAGCGGGCCCACCAUUCCUUCAACGAGCUGGCAUAAACUGUGAGUUUAAGGUAUAUCCUGAUCUUGGCCAUUCAAUAAGUGAUGAGGAGCUUCAACACAUGGAGUCAUGGAUCAUAUCCCGUCUACAAAGUGAAAGUUCUGCCUGAAGAUUUGACUAUCAUUGACUUUUCACUUGUAUACAUCCCUAUAUAGAUGCUUAAAAUUAUAUAACCACAUUAUAUUUGUAAUUUUUUUUUUAAAAAAACUUAACAAUAUGUAUACGUAUAAGUUUAGGUUGCAUCAUGUAUGCUUGUUGAUAAAUGUUAUACCUUUUACAAAAAAGGGAUACAUUAUUGUUUUUGCAUAUUAAAAUUUGAUGUAUACAUCAUACUCAAUCGUUGUAUUAAUUAAAAGCAUCUUCAUUGAAGUUUUUC